CAGGGUUGUGACGCAUCAGUUUUGUUGAACAAGACUGAUACUAUUGUGAGCGAACAACAAGCUUUCCCAAAUAACAACUCUUUAAGAGGUUUAGAUGUUGUGAAUCAGAUCAAGACUGCAUUGGAAAGUGUUUGUCCUAACACAGUUUCUUGUGCUGAUAUUCUUGCUCUUGCUGCUGAAUUAUCUUCAACUCUGGCUGGUGGUCCUGAUUGGAAAGUUCCAUUAGGAAGAAGAGAUAGUUUAACAUCAAACCAAUCACUCGCUAAUAUAAAUCUUCCAGCUCCAUUCGACACAUUGGAUAAACUUAAAUCUGCUUUUGCUGCUCAAGGCCUCAACACUACUGAUCUAGUUGCUCUCUCAGGUGCUCAUACAUUUGGAAGAGCUCAUUGCAACUUAUUUGUUAGUCGAUUGUACAACUUCAGCAAUACUGGCAGUCCUGAUCCAACUCUAAACACAACUUAUUUACAAGAUUUGCGCAAAAUAUGUCCUAAUAGUGGACCAGGCAAUAACUUCACCAAUUUUGAUCCGACAACUCCUGAUAAAUUUGAUACGCUCAUCCUUCAUCUCUCCAAUUUAGGAUCAUGUUAAUUUGCUAUGGUGAAAAUCCACCCUCGACUACA
Cicer arietinum (chickpea) is the source of this 620-nucleotide messenger RNA. The record is from RefSeq and is a predicted model, not a curated record. Lineage: Eukaryota; Viridiplantae; Streptophyta; Magnoliopsida; Fabales; Fabaceae.